AUGCUUCCACGGGACGGCAGUAUUGCUCAAGGGCACAACGGGGUGUGCAGGGGUGUUGCCAGUGCACGGACCAACACAUCAGGGAAACGGCAUCGUUCGCUCCAAGGCGUCUUCCCCUAUACCCGCCCCGCAAUCCCCCCUCCCUCAAAGAAUCUGGAGCCAAGCAUGCCACAACAGGCGCCUGCUCUCUGCCUCUGCUCUCUCACCGUCAGCACCAGUGCACCACAGGCGGUCCUGAGCGGCGCGGAGCAUGUACAAGUGAUGCCUCUGCGGCCGCACCUCCAACAAACAUCGCCACAUCUGCCAGCUGCCUCCUCUCUACGCGCAGCGGAGAAUCCCGUGGCAUCCCGACUCACAGAAGCGCCCUGA
Molecule: messenger RNA, 369 nt
Organism: Knipowitschia caucasica
Lineage: Eukaryota; Metazoa; Chordata; Actinopteri; Gobiiformes; Gobiidae
Source: the annotation of a GenBank genome assembly